CCGUUUAGCAGCAAUUCCUUGGUUUGUCUUUGUCAUGGGAACUUGAGUUUCUGAAUUGUUUAUGCAUGUUUUUGUUGUUUCUGAUGAAACUGGAACACACAAGACACUUCCAUGUCCCUGACAAUGACAUAGACAAAGUCUUUGAGGUUGCAGAGUCCAUGAUGCUGUACUCUUACUAGUAUUCGUUUUCUUUGUGGUCUUCCGAUUGAAGUAUUGAUCUCUGAGAGGAAAGAGAGUUGCGGCUAUUAUUAUCAGUUCACUGACAUUCUUUCUUCGGUAUGGUUGGCUACGGUAAAAAGUUGAGAGAAUUACAGAUUCAAGAAUGGAAAGGAUAUUAUAUCAAUUAUAAGUUAAUGAAAAAGAAAGUUAAGAGAUAUGUAGAACAGUUGGAGGUUGGAGCUCAAAAUCGCCAUAAUGUUCUCAGAGACUUUUCAAUGCUGCUAGACAAUCAGAUAGAAAAAAUUGUUUUGUUUCUGCUUGAACAACAAGGAGUACUUGCACAUAGGCUGUCAGAUAUUGGAAAAGAGCAUCACACUCUUUUCCAGCAGCCAAAUAGUAUAAAAAUCUCUGAAGUCCAAGAAGCAUAUAGAGAUGUUGGACGAGAUCUUUUAAGGCUUCUUCAUUUUGUGGAAAUGAAUGCUAUUGGUCUGAGAAAGAUCUUGAAGAAGAUUGACAAACGGUUUGGCUAUAAAUUCACAGACUAUUAUGUCAAGACACGCGCAAAUCAUCCUUAUUCCCAACUAAGGCAGGUUUUCAGGCAAGUGGGCAUUGGGGCAGUUGUUGGUGUUUUAUCUCAUGGUCUGGCAGACCUUCAAGAUCUACAACAAUGUCAAGGAAGCUACAUUUCUAUAUAUGACCAGCCUUCUUAUACUCAUCAGGAUCCUGUUCUCAAAUCUAUCAAAGAAGCUGUAGGCAGAUUAUCAAACUCAACAAACUUUCUUCAGUUUUUGGGAAGACAUGCUUUUACCAUGCAAGAAGAGCUACCAUCUCCAUCAGAAGAUCAAAUUGUUGAUGAAAGAUAUCAUUUUAUGUCACUUCUUUUGAACUUGGCAAACACAUUUUUGUAUAUGGUGAACACUUACAUUAUCGUACCUACGGCAGACAACUAUACUUUGAACCUUGGAGCUGCAGCAAGUGUCUGCGGUGUGGUCAUUGGUACAAUGGCUGUUGCACAGAUGUUUUCUUCAGUUUAUUUCAGUGCAUGGUCAAACCGAUCAUAUCUAAGACCCCUCGUAUUCAGUAGCAUUGUUCUUCUAAUUGGAAACACCUUGUAUGCAUUGGCUUUUGAUAUGAAUUCAAUAGUAGUUUUACUCAUAGGACGCCUUUUCUGCGGGUUAGGAUCUGCAAGGGCUAUUAACAGGCGUUAUAUCAGUGAUUGUGUACCUCCGAAACUUCGGAUGCAGGCUUCAGCAGGUUUUGUUAGUGCAAGUGCUCUGGGAAUGGCUUGUGGUCCAGCUCUUGCUUGCUUGUUACAGACAGAUUUUAGGAUUUACAAGUUCACCAUGAACCAAGACACUCUACCUGGCUGGGUAAUGUCUCUUUCAUGGCUUAUCUAUCUACUGUGGUUGUGGAUUUGUUUCAAGGAACCCGCUCAUGAGAAUGAAGCAAAUCUUGUGCUAUAUGAAGCAACUACAGGACCAGCAGUACAUGUUGCAGUAGAGAACGAGCCUACUCAACCAUUACUAAUGAACUCCGAAGAAAAAGAGCAGGAUGAAGAAGGAGAAGAGGAAAAUGAUAAUGCUGAAGAAACCAAGAAACCAGUGACUUCUAUUGUGGUGGCAUACAAGUUACUUACACCAUCAGUAAAGGUUCAGUUAUUUGUCUAUUUUAUGCUCAAGUAUGCAAUGGAGAUCGUACUUGCCGAAUCAAGCCUCAUCACGGAAUACUAUUUUAUUUGGUCAACCAGCAACGUAUCCAUUUUUCUUGCAUGUCUUGGUCUUACAGUGCUUCCAGUAAAUAUUAUUGUUGGAAACUACAUCAGCAACAUGUUUGAAGAAAGGCAAGUUCUACUCACAUCAGAAAUCAUGGUUUGCAUUGGACUACUCCUAAGCUUCCAUAUAAUGAUUCCUUAUUCAGUAACUCAAUAUGUUGGAUCAGCCCUUCUCACAUUUGUGUCUGCUGAAGUUCUUGAAGGAGUAAACCUUUCACUUCUAUCAAAAGUGAUGUCAUCAAGGCUUUCACGUGGAACCUUCAAUGGGGGAUUGCUGUCAACAGAAGCUGGAACUCUAGCUCGAGUAAUUGCAGAUGGAACAAUAACAAUCUCUGGAUAUUUCAGUGAAAGUAAUCUCCUCAACACCACCUUACUCCCUGCACUUCUCAUCUGCAUCUCAUCCAUUAUUGCUACCUGCUACAGCUACAACUCUCUUUAUUAGAACAAUAGCAGUCAGCCUUUCCAUAAAAGCAUUGAAAUCUGAAGUGUAUAUAGUGAUUCUGUAAGCUGAUCACUUACCUGUGAUCAGUAAAAUGCUGUAAUAGUUAGUGUCAGCAGAUAACUGAAUCAAGUUGACAGAAUAACGUUUUUGACAUCUACUGAUAUGCUUUUAAAGAUAACGCUGGAACAUAUCGCUCUA
Vigna radiata var. radiata (mung bean) is the source of this 2570-nucleotide messenger RNA. RefSeq names its product SPX domain-containing membrane protein At4g22990. NCBI's taxonomy places the organism in Eukaryota, Viridiplantae, Streptophyta, Magnoliopsida, Fabales, Fabaceae. The record is from RefSeq and is a predicted model, not a curated record. The transcript is spliced from 12 exons. Bases 279 to 2372 code for a protein of 697 amino acids. Gene Ontology annotation, molecular function: transmembrane transporter activity. Gene Ontology annotation, cellular component: membrane. Gene Ontology annotation, biological process: transmembrane transport.